This is a messenger RNA of Scleropages formosus (Asian bonytongue), 1361 nucleotides long. RefSeq names its product ring finger protein 151 (gene rnf151). The coding region runs from base 95 to 775 and encodes 226 amino acids. Lineage: Eukaryota; Metazoa; Chordata; Actinopteri; Osteoglossiformes; Osteoglossidae. The transcript is spliced from 4 exons. The record is from RefSeq and is a predicted model, not a curated record. Gene Ontology annotation, molecular function: zinc ion binding.
GACGUUUACGGUAGUUCUGGGCUGGGCACGGAAAGCUUUGAUGCGUUAAACUUGCGUACGGAAUGACACCAGUCUGAAAAACCGAACGUAAAACAUGAGUGGGGGCUACGAUGUGGACCUCUUCGUGGACACCCCACACCAUGACCUCAUCUGUCCAAUAUGCCAUGGAGUUUUCAGGUGUCCGGUGACAGCUGUGUGUAGCCAUGUCUUCUGUAGGAACUGCAUUCUGGAAUGGAUCAAGAGGCAGGAGACGUGUCCUUACUGCAGACAUCCUGUCAGUCAGAGCUCCAUAUCUGGAAUGUGUAAACUUAGCACAUCCAUCAGCCGCUUAUGGAUUAAGUGUAAAAACAAGGCCCAGGGGUGUGAUGCCACCUUCCCCCUCUCAGAGGAGUGCUUGCACAGUGUGGUAUGCCAGUAUGAGCUGAUCCUGUGCCCCCAUCAUGGCUGCGGGAUGCAGCUGCCGCGCCGACACCUGGGGGGCCACAUGCAGAGCUGCAGACGCUGGAGGGGACCUUGCUGCUCGGGCUGCGGCACCCCGUUUUCCCACCACAUGCAGACUCAGCAGAACUGCUACCGGCAGCUGCGGCAGGAGCUCGAGAGCCGGUGGGAGAUGCACCGCAUCAUCGCUGCUGACUUGCAGCGGAAGAUGAGGAGGAUCCAGAACACUGUGGUCCACAUGAGGAGGCAGGUUAAUCUAAUCUGCCAGAGUCUGGAGGUCAUGAACAAGCAGGAGGUUGCUAGGAGCACAGGAGGCAACAGCGGUUGUGCUUUGUAACAGUAACAGCAGUGCCUUACGGCUAGAAAGUGAGUACAGGUCUUCAGCACCGUCCCAGCAUAAGGCAGCUCUCUUCAGGUUUUCAUUGGAUUAAUAAUGUAUUUCUGCGGAAAAAUGUAUUUCUAAACCAACCUGGAUCGAGUGAAGGGCUGAGCUGGCAGAGCCCAUGUGAGCUGUAGUCCUCCAGGUUUUCUAGUACAGUACAGACUAUACAGGUGAAGUACCAUUACACCAUCAAGUGGCUACCAUGGGAAAGAGUGCAUAAGCUACUUUUUUAUUUUUUCCCAACUAUUUUAUUGUCACCACUAACAUUUUUUUUUUUUUUAAAUAAACAACACCACACCAUACAAGUCUUAUAGAACAUGAUUUUCCACCGUUUUCAUAAAGUCUUAGAAGAUCCCCUCAUCAUCUCAUCACCUACAUGGCACAAGGAAUGGAUAUUGGGUACCACAACUGAAUUACGUUAAUUUGUCUUGGUCACGAGCUUGUAUUGUCAUACUAACGCUGACAAGAAUGUAAAAAUCCUGUCCAAAAUUUGUUAAUCGUGAAAAUAUUUUUUUUAAACCCUUGAUUUAUUAAACUUAAA